Messenger RNA from Amoebophrya sp. A120, 5647 nucleotides. Lineage: Eukaryota; Dinophyceae; Syndiniales; Amoebophryaceae. The record is from the annotation of a GenBank genome assembly.
CUCAUGUAGUUUUUCAAAAUGCACAUGCAGCUCUAUCAACGUAUGACAUAACUAGAGCACCCACGACCACCGGCGCGCCCCGAUUUCAAUGCACAUGGAUCGAUGUUGAUUGUCCUUUAGCCUAAUCGAGCACGACGCCGUCGCCGUCUCCCAACAGGGCCGCGACAACUGCAAUAAAACAGGAAGAUGAUUCUGGAACAAGUUACGGCGUCGCCCUCGCAGAGGCAGGGCAGCAAGAAGUCUUGGCAACACUCGCGACUUUUAGAGAAGUUCAAGCCGGGGAAAAGGGUUUUAUCGAGCGAAGGGGAUGUAAUACCGAUACACAUACAUCAAGCAGGAAGUAGUUCUAGGCACCAGGAUCAUCAACAACAACCGGCAAAUAAAACGACAAGUAAGAACUCCGCUCUCCUGAGAACCGGUUAUUUCCGCAUAGAAGGAGCUCCUCCUGCUGCUCCCCCGGCGGCCCUCCCGAAGGGCAACAUCCAACCCGAGGGCGAAGGUUUUAACUUAGGCGCGCUGAACAAGGGCGGGGACGGUGACAGCGAUAAGGAGCCACAGCCGACGAAUAUCACUUUCACCACGGCGACGACAAGCAAAACCAAGUCGACAAAAAAGAAGAAAAGUGACGAGAAUAAACCUCCAAAACUUGCGAGCGCUGGUUCUUCCCCUGCGGUUGAGGAGGACCACACAGCCACUAGAUCAAGUGCUGCUGCUGCUCCCCCUGCUCCCGGAGUUGUUGUAGACGCACCUCCAGCAGCCGGAGGAGAUGUUGUAGAAGUUCCCCAACAAGCGGGGGCGCAGAUAAAUCAAGGAGAAGAAGUAGCGACUGACCAGCCAGCAAAAACAUUAAACAUCGCCACACAGGACACCACGGACAUGGACUACGGUGCGGCCACGGACUACGGGACGGGGCUAGCGAAUGAACAGAGCACGGGAAACCGUGACAGUCACGCGGACGCGCAUUUCAACAUGGAGGCCAUCCGGGAGUCGCAUGCGACCAACGCGAUGGCGGACGAUAAUUUGAUGAACCAAAAUUCAUCGACUUCUCGGGGAGACAUCAUAGAGAAUUCCAAAGCCUCCACCGCCUCGCCCACGCGGCGGACCUCUGCCGCGUCCAACGAGCAAUCGGCCUCGGUGUUGCUGCGCGACAGCUCGGUAAGGCAAUCCACAACCGUAGUGACCAGGCAGUCCACGAGGGGGUCCGUGCGGGAAAGCCGAAUGAGCAACGAGCCGCCGGCGUCCAGCCCGUCCAUGGCCAGAACCACGCCGAUGAAUAGAAUGACCGCAACCGUCGGGGCACCGUAUUGAUUUGAAUACAUUGUUUCUAUUGUUAUCGGGUGAAUUUUUUGUGAUGUUAGCUUGUGGUUGUAAUGUGCUUGUGACUGCACGAUCUACUUUGUUAUGCGGCGGCGCUGACACGCAUGCGAUCGUCAUGAGCGGCGAAGUAUGCACAUGCACACGAGAUCAUGAUCUUCACUGUUUUCUUCAACAUCUUCGCAAGGACAGUUUUCGGCUUGAUGAUUCGGCGUGGUUGUAUACUAAAAUUCUACUUCUACAUGUAGUACAUCAAAGUCGACACAACAACAUCAACAUCAAAACAGCCACUUCCAGCGGACGGACUCCCAUAUCAAAUGUAAAAAUGUCUGGGUCUAGAAGAUUUCCAGGUUUGUCAUGCACAUUUAGCAUGACUCCUGAUGUCUGUGAUGCAUGCCCUAGCAUCACAGAUUGUGAGGGCUUCCUGAUGCCUAUACCGCAUGACAAAUGCUCUUUCCGUGUAGCAAAACUUAGACUCUCUUUGCUGCUCACGCAAUACAUAUUUUUUUAGAAUCCAAAAUCAGCAUGACAAGUUGGAUUCUUCCAGACCCAGACAUUUUUACAGUUGAUAUCCCAAGAGUCCGGCGCGAAUGCUCAGGAGUAUCCUCAGCAAUUCACCAUGAAGUCGCUGGUGGACGCGUCGUAUCCUGUGCAAAAGUAUCGUACUCUUUGUAGUAAUCGCAGUCAUGCAUUACAAAUCUGGUUCCUAUGGCAAAUCAGCAUGAUAAAUUCCAUUUGUCACGCUGAGCGAAUUUGUAUUGCAAUUACUACUAGUACGAUACUUUUGCAAUGCAUAGGUCGCAAGUCUCUCCGAUCUCCGCGGUCCGUGCCUCCGAGGCACCGUGGCUGCAGUCCGCCGUUCCGUACGUGGAUGAGGAUGAAGAAGUUCGGAAGUCCUCGAUAAGGAAGUCCUCGGUGAAAAACUCGGUAGUGGAACCCACCACGGCCAUGCACAGAGCGGGCAGCAGUCUGCUCAAAAGCGCGGCGGAACAGGUAUUUUGUCUUAAGGUUGUUCAGCAAGUCGUUGAUAAAUUCAUUCACUUCGCAGAAGAACUCUAAGCGGAUGCGGAUUAUCACGUCGAGACUUUUGCAUGCAGGAUUUGGAUUUGAUGGAUGAUGUCAAUAAUUGAAAAAAAUACCACAAAUUUAAGCAAAGUUACCAUUAUUUUGGGAAAAUUUUCCGAUGAAAACUACACAAUAAACAGUCACAGCCGCGGUCUUCCUCGCGGCCCACCAUUACGUCGUACCAGAUGAGUGCAAUUCAGCAGCAGCAGCAGCAGCAGCAGCAGCAGCCCCUGUCCUCUGCCCAGGAUGUUGACGAAGACACGCUUCGCCAGCGCGCCCGGGACAAAAUCGCGGGGCGGGGGAACCAGAACCAGGCCAAGAUUUUGACGGAUAAGUACGGUCUCGCCUACACCGACAAGCUCGUGCGUGGGAUCGCUAUGGAUUGCAAAAGUGUCUGGGUCUGGGAGGUUCUGAGACUUGUCAUACACGUUUUGCAUGAGCCAUGAUGUCUGUGAUGCAUGCCGUAGCAUCACAGAUUUUUCGAGGGGUCCUUGAUGCCUAUUUCGCACGACAAAUGCCCUAUCCGCGUAGCAAAAAUUGCAUUCCCUUUGCUACUCAUGCAAUACAAAUUUUUUUGGAAUCCAAAUGCAGCAUCACAAGUUGCAUUCUUCCAGACCCAGACACUUUUGCAGUUGAUAAUCGCGGAAACGAAGCAAAACGCGGCGAAUUUGACGGACAACGAAGCCGUCGGGGUGCAGCAGGCCUUAGCCGAAAAGCCGGCGAAGAUGGACUAUUUAAAGGAUGGGUGGAAGUUUUCCGGGAAAACCAAAGACGACAGCGGUCGAGUUUUAACGGAUCAUGGCGUGUACAAUCCGCAAACGGUGGUGAGCAAACCUGCGAGCUCAGCUUACUUGCAGAAGUUUUGGAAUGGCAAGGACCAAAACCACGUGAACAUUAUGGGGGACUUCCAUUUCGACGGCAAGCCGGUGGUCUUCACCGAGCACGGGGCAAUCGUGAAGGACGAAAGCAACACAUUGGGACAGAACCUGCUAUCAACAAGGGCAGAUCCCGAGGACCGUGAACUGAGUCCGGACAAGAUAGAGGAACUGAAGGAGCAGAAGCCCAAACAGUGGCCGCAGGUGAAGGAAGUUGAUAAAUCCCACAAGUAUACCACCGGGCACAAAUCGAAGGUCCGGGACAGUGCGGCGGAACGGUCGAAAUUGUUCCAAUGUCUCACCCCGACGGAGCAAACGAAGGAGAUUCAGGGCGCGACGGAUUUGGUCGCGCAGGGGAAGGAAAAAAAAGCAAAGCACCAUGACGUGAAGUCGAAUGUGGAGACUCUUGCCGGGGAACGGAAUUUACUGAAAGCGAGCAGCGAAAAGCACGACUACAAGAGUCCCAACCAUUAUUUACCGAAAGGGUACUUCCCGAACAGCGAGCUGGGGGUGAAGACCGUGGAUCGGGAAGAGCUGUUAAAAGAUGCAAAAGAGAAGCAGGUGAAGAAGUUCCCGCAAGUGAAAGCGACGACGCCGCUCCCGACGGAAUCCUUCCGGCCAGUCGCAGAUGUCGGGAAAAACGAAGUGGUCCAUCCGGGUUUUGUCCCCCUUUACGACCAGCCCGCGAAGGCGAUCAUGAAGCCCACGGCGCAAGAGCAGCAGAGACCGGUGAAGCACUGGGACGUGAAGGAUCCGAACCCCGCGGCGGAAAAGAAAGACAAUCUGCAGAUGACAGUCGCGGGGGAGAACGUCCCGCGGGUCAUGCCCCAGGGUUAUUUCGCGGGAGAGGAGGUACCAACGAGAAAUCCGAAUUCGAUCAUUUUGAAGAUCCCGAAGGACCCGAAGGACCGGAAAAAAGCGAAGAGGCACCCGAAAGUGCAGGAGGUGCAGCGCGACCCGAUGAAGCCGGCAGAUCCGAACAAAGAGUUCACCCCGCACGCGAUCGACGCGGACCAGCACUACAAAAAAAUUCUGAAGGGCGAGGUGCCGAAAACCACCAAGAAAGAGAUCGUCGAGAAGGGAAAGAGAAUCAAAAAGGUCAAGCAGUUUGAGGAGCCGCAACUGCAGCAGGCGGCGCUGCUUUUACACGACGGGGCGACGGUGGGGCGAGAGGACAUCGCGGUGGCGCAACUGGCGCACCAUAGGAAAGCCUUGGACCGGAGGAAACAGGGCUACAACGCAUUGCUGAGCACGAUCAAGCAACUGACCGACGUUGUCGUGAAGCAAAUCCAGCACAAGGAGCCGCAAUUAACCGAGUUCUGCACGAAGAACGGGUUUUACAAAAACGCGGACCCCGGAUCCCGGUGGGCGAGGUUGGUGUUCCACAGUCAGAAACGGGAUUUUGAAGAGCAGGCCAUGCGAGAACGGAGGAAACGACUGGAAGAGGUGGAAAAGGGGAAGAGGAAGAGGAAAUACGACAAAGGUAUUAAUUCUAUCAACUCUUCCUCGAAAGAUAGCACGAAAGAGGCCGCAAUUUCAUCCAAGAAAGGAGUGUUGGCGAGCUUUGGAGGGGGCGGAAAAAAUCGGACCACCGCCGUCGCGAGCAAAGCAGCGUCGAAAUCAUCCAUGAAGUCGUCACGGAAAUCUUCGUCGAAAUCCUCGAGAAAGAGAAGCAGUAGCUCCUCAUCUUCGAGUAGUUCGUCCAGUAGCUCCUCUAUGACAGUGCACAACUCCCCCUCGGCCUCAUUUGUAUUGCAUGAACGACAAGACAAGCCUCAGCAAGAAUGCCAGUUCUGCAUGACAAAUUUACACGGGACGGUAGUGCUGUUUCGGCUACCAGAACUUGUCAUGCAAACAGGGCCAAGAGAAACAGACCGGAUUUGGGAUUUUGCAUGACAAAUGAGGGGGAGGGAUUGUUGUGCACUUUCAUAUCCUCUUCGAGUAGCUCCAGCAGCUCUUCCUCCAGCAGCUCCAACACCUCUUCCAGUUGAUGAUGGAGAAGCACUGUGUGCUGGUCGUGAUACUGAUCUCUGUUGCUGUUUAUCAGCGCCGAAGAUUUUGGGUCGACGUUUCUAUUAUUAUUUUUCUCCACAGAUCGCUGUAACUGUUUAAAUUACAAUUAGUUGAUGACGCAUAACGUGAUAAUUCUUUGAGCACAACCAGCACUUGUUUAAGAGAAGCACUACCAUCUAACCGGCCGAAGAUGCUGGAGCUCAGGGCCACGCUGAGUUCUUUCUUCCGCGACGGUUCGUCGUACUUUUACAGUAAGUAUUUUAUCUGCAGCGACAACGUGCUAAUGCUAUCGACGAGUAGGAUCAUCGUGAUUUUAUUGUGUACAACUGCCAGACAACAGGUUCGAACUCGAAGUUCGUUUGAAAUUUCAAAACUACAAU